AUGGCCCCACCACUCAAUCUCGAGCAGUGGGAGCACAAAGCCGUAGGGGAGAUCUUCAGGGUGACUUUGGACAGGGCAGCAGCUGAAGCGAGCGGCUAUGACAUUGUGUGGCUCAAGUACUUGGACCAGGAGCUGCGCUCAGAAGAUCCGAGCCUCACGAACAUCCGCCUGAGCACGGACAUCGUCGACAGACUGCUGAUCGCGCGACUAGAACUCGACCCCCAAAGCAUGACAGAUGACCUCGACUACCUUCCCGUACUUACUUCCCUGCCCCCGGAACAGACCAUCUUCGAGUACCUUGUCGGAUGUUGGAAGCGUCAGAACCAGAUUCGCUCGGCGCUUCUCAAGAAGGGCUAUCCGCCGACGGACACCCAGAAGGGCGUGGAGAAGCUGGACAAGAUCAAGGAUCUGGUCAUCAGCUAUGCAGGUUUGACGCUGCAGGAGCCUGAGAUGUUCCCGCAGCCGUCGAACAAGCCCAUUGGACCCAUCGAGCUGGUCAACCCACUUCUCUCACUGUCCGCAUUCACGACACCAUUGGGGUCCUCCCCGCAAUCCGGCUCUCUGUCUGCCUCCGACGUCGAGCCUUUCUUGCACGACCUCGCCCGCCGCUUCGAGCCGGACAACGAGAUCGACGGCGUCCUCGGUCCCGUCGUCAAGCUUCUCGCGUACCACCCAUCGCUCGCUCAGCCCGAGGGCAUCGCCGGCGCCGACGCGACCUGGCGUGGUGUCAUCGGCGGCCUUGAAGCGCUCGUCAGUGUCAAGCCCAUCGCCGUCAUGAUCACCCGCCUCGACGAGUUCAUCCCGGAAAACGCCACUGCACCCACCUUCGAGCGUCUCGCGCUUCUAGGACCCGUAUCGCGUCUGAAUGUCUUCGGCACGGACUGGCCCUCCGUCGCGCGCACGUACUUCUCAGACCCCGACAAGCGCAGCCGCGCGGACCUCGACUCGUCCUUCGCUAGUCUGCGCGGGACGCUCAACGGGUACCAGACGUCGCUUUUCGCGAUCUACAACGCACUCGUGCGCGCGUCUCCCGUGGCGCGGGAGGCCGUGCUGAAGUACUUCGCGCGGGUCGUGAAGCUGAACUUGCGCCGCGCGGGCAUGCAAGUGGAUCCGGCGACGGUGUCGUCGGAUAGCUUCAUGGUGAACAUCCAGACCGUGCUGCUGCGGUUCGCAGACCCCUUCAUGGAUGCGACGUAUAGCAAGAUGGACAAGAUCGACCCGUUGUAUUUGGCGAGGUCCGACAGGUUGGACCUGCACGACGAGACCAGGAUCAAGGCGACGAGCGAGGAGGCGAAGGCGUGGGAGGACCAGCAGAAGGGUGCGAACGCGCCGGCACCAAACUUCAUCUCGGAGAUCUUUUUCCUGUCCAUUGCAAUGUGCCACUACGGGUUGUUGAAGACGGUCGAUUCGUACAACGAGAUGCACAAGCACAUCAGCGAGUACCAGAGGCAGCUUGACCAGAUCCAGGGUGACGGCUCUUGGAUGGGUACACCGAACCAAGCCAGAACACAACAAGCGAUUGAUCAGGGGAAGAUCGAGCUAGGCAAGCUCAAAUCUCACCAGAUGACCUUCGCGGCGCAGCUGCUGGACCCCGAGCUUCUCCUCCGCCACCUUGGCUUCACCAACUUCCUGUCCACCUGGGUCAUUCGGCAGGUUGACCCGCUGAAGACGCACCCGAACCCGCUGGUUGAGCUUCCGCUCCCGCAGGAGGUGCCAAUGUCCUUCCGCGUGCUGCCCGAAUACAUCAUCGAGGAUAUUGUGGACCAUUAUCACUUCGUGACGCAGGACGCACGCGACAAGUUCGACGUCGCAGGCAAGAACGAGCUGCUCAUGUUCGUCCUGACCUUCUUGACCUCGACGUGGUACAUCAAGAACCCGUUCUUGAAGUCGAAGAUCAACGACACCCUCUUCAUGGGUUUGUGGGGCUAUGGGCGCGAGCGCGGCGGUGUGCUCGGACAACUGCUCAACUCGCACCCGAAGGCGCUUAAGCACUUGAUCCCGGCGUUGAUGCACUUCUACAUCGAGGUCGAGCAAACGGGCGCAAGCUCCCAGUUUUAUGACAAAUUCAGUGAACGGAGCAUCGCCUACGUCUUGAAGUACAUCUGGGACAACCCCGUACACCGGGAAGCGCUUAACAUCGAAGCCACCAAGAUCGACAAGUUCGUCCGCUUCGUCAACCUCAUGAUCAACGAUGUUACCUACCUCAUGGACGAAUCCUUGAGCGAGAUGACCCAGAUCCACACCAUCCAGGUCGAGAUGGACAACCAGGCAGCCUGGAAUGCGCAACCUCAGCAGUACCGCCGCGAACGCGAGGGAACCCUGCGCUCCCUUGAACGCCAGGCAUCUAGCUAUGCCGCCCUCAGCCGCUCGACCGUCGAACUCCUCAAGCUCUUCACUGCCGAGACGAAGGCCCCCUUCAUGAUGCCCGAGAUCGUCGACCGUCUCGCAGCCAUGCUGGACUACAACCUCAACGCGCUCAUCGGUCCGCGGUACCAGGAGCUGCGCGUACGCGACCCGGAGAAGCUGUCGUUCAAUCCGCGCCAGCUCCUCAGCGAUAUCAUCCAGAUCUUCAUCAACCUGAGCGACCAGCCCGAGUUCGUGCGCGCGGUCGCGAAUGAUGGGCGGAGCUACAGCAAGGAGCUGUUUAUGCGCGCCGCGGCGAAGGCAGUGCAGCGCACGCUGAAGACGGAGCAGGAGGUGCAGGUGCUGUAUGCGUUUGUGGAGAAGGUCGAAGAGGCGAGGACGACGAUUGAAGCGGAGGAUGAUCUGGGCGAGGUGCCGGAUGAGUUCUUGGAUCCGCUCAUGUACACUGUCAUGCGUGACCCGGUCAUGCUGCCGUCCUCGCGGACAAUCAUCGACCGCCCAACAAUCAAGUCUCACUUGCUCUCGGACUCGAAGGAUCCCUUCAACCGCAUGCCCCUCACCAUCGAGGAUGUCAUCGAGCAACCCGAACUCAAGGCGCGCAUCGAGAACUUCUUGUCCGAGCGGCGGAACAAGGCAAAGGCCCCCAAGGCCACGGAAGAUCAUGCAAUGGACACCUCAUGA
Molecule: messenger RNA, 3045 nt
Organism: Schizophyllum commune H4-8
Lineage: Eukaryota; Fungi; Basidiomycota; Agaricomycetes; Agaricales; Schizophyllaceae
Exons: 15
Coding region: 1-3045 (1014 amino acids)
Biological process (GO): protein polyubiquitination
Cellular component (GO): cytoplasm; nucleus; ubiquitin ligase complex
Molecular function (GO): ubiquitin-ubiquitin ligase activity
Source: RefSeq, a predicted model, not a curated record